Molecule: messenger RNA, 408 nt
Organism: Sinocyclocheilus rhinocerous
Lineage: Eukaryota; Metazoa; Chordata; Actinopteri; Cypriniformes; Cyprinidae
Product: chromosome transmission fidelity protein 18 homolog
Exons: 3
Source: RefSeq, a predicted model, not a curated record
CGCCAUCGGCAAGUGGUGGAGGAGUCCCAAAGAUUGACAGAGCUCAUGAAUAGUGGUAUAGAUGCAGAGCUUCUUGCAGAAGAGAAGACAGACUCUGGUGUGAAUGGUGAUAGUGGGGAAGAUGAAGGCUCGUCCUCGCGGCUGUGGGUGGAUCAGUUCUCGCCACAGCACUACACUGAUCUACUCAGUGAUAAUUUUACUAAUCGUUGUCUGCUGAAGUGGCUGAAACUCUGGGACAUUGUGGUCUUCGGGCGAGAGAGGAAACCCCGUUCGGCCCCUGCAGACAUCAGAUCGAAUUUCACAAAUGCUCAAAACCAGAACCAGUCCCAGCGUUUCAAAACCAAGUCCCAAAUGACAGAAGAGAUAUUAGAGGCUGAGCUCGACCAGUACAAAAGACCUAAACUUAAG